Molecule: messenger RNA, 724 nt
Organism: Theobroma umbraticum
Lineage: Eukaryota; Viridiplantae; Streptophyta; Magnoliopsida; Malvales; Malvaceae
Source: RefSeq, a predicted model, not a curated record
GUUUUAAUUACAAGACAUAAACCCUAAACCCUAAUGAAGAUAACUUCUUCUUCUUCUUCUUCUUCUCCUCUUUUUUGUCCAUAGAAACGAAGUCCAUUUCCGGAACAAAAAAAAUGGCGGGCUUUGAGCAAUCAAAAAACAUGUACGAUGUGAGAUUGAAGCCUCUGAUGCUCCGCAGUCUGAUGAGACAAUAUGUUCCUGACGAGAAGCAUCCUCUCAGUCUCAACAGCAGCUGUUUUGAGCUGUCAAAGGUGGUUUCUAUCGUCCAAACUCACCGACUCUUAUCAGAAUCGUACCCCCAAUCCAUGGAUGUAAAGCUUGUUCACAGCUGGAAAUCGGCCGUCGAUGAUUGGGUCAAUCGCUUAUUACUGCUGCUCUCUAGCGAUAUGUCAGAUAAAUGUUGGUUAGGCAUCUGUCUGCUUGGGGUUACUUGUCAAGAGUGCAGUUCUGAUCGGUUUUUGUCGUCAUACUCUGUUUGGCUCCACAAGCUUCUAUCACAUAUUCAGUCUCCAGCAGAUUCUCAACUUGUGAAGGUUGCUUCUUGUACAGCAAUAUCAGUUCUAUUCACGAGUAAUUCCUAGCAGUUCAUUCACCAAGGAACAAAGCUGUCUUGCCUAAAAGCAACUCAACAAAAGAUGAUCGACUUGGUCUGCUUCAGUUUUACAGAGAAAGCAUCUCUUUGGAAGAAAUUUCCCUGCUUUUGGAGGUUUCCACUUUUUAGAUG